UCUGCCUGGGCUUGGCCGGCCGCGCUUCAGCACCCGCCGAGCCGGACAGCGCCUGCUGCAUGGAGCUGCCCGCCGCGGCCACGGACGCAGUCGGGAGUCCCGCCGCCGCCGCCCUGGUCUCCUUCCCCGGGGGCCCCGGGGAGCUGGAACUGGCGUUAGAGGAGGAGCUGGCGCUGCUGGCGGCCGGGGAACGGCCGUCCGACCCCGGAGAGCAUCCUCCGGCUGAGCCCGGGCCUUUGGCCGAGGGGGCCGGCCUGCAGCCGCUGCCCGCCCAGGACCCCGAGCUGCUGUCGGUGAUCCGGCAGAAAGAGAAGGAUCUGGUGUUGGCGGCCCGGCUGGGCAAGGCACUACUGGAGAAGAACCAGGACAUGAGCCGGCAGUACGAACAAAUGCACAAGGAGCUGACCGACAAACUGGAGCACUUAGAACAAGAGAAACACGAGCUAAGAAGACGGUUUGAGAACCGAGAAGGAGAGUGGGAAGGGCGUGUGUCAGAGCUGGAGAGUGAUGUGAAACAGCUUCAGGAUGAGUUGGAGAGGCAGCAAGUUCAUCUACGGGAGGCAGAUCGAGAAAAGACACGGGCUGUCCAGGAGUUAUCCGAACAGAACCAAAGGUUAUUGGAUCAACUCAGCAGGGCAUCAGAAGUCGAGAGACAGCUCUCCAUGCAAGUCCAUGCCCUCAGAGAAGACUUUCGAGAGAAAAACUCCUCGACCAACCAGCACAUCAUCCGCCUGGAAAGCCUGCAGGCUGAGAUCAAGAUGCUGUCGGAUCGGAAGCGGGAGCUAGAGCAUCGUCUCAGCGCCACCUUAGAGGAGAAUGACCUGCUCCAGGGGACCGUGGAGGAGCUACAGGACCGAGUGCUGAUUCUGGAGCGGCAGGGCCAUGACAAAGACAUACAGCUUCAUCAAAGCCAGCUGGAGCUCCAGGAGGUGCGGCUCUCAUACCGGCAACUGCAGGUGAAGGUGGAAGAACUCACUGAGGAGAGGAGUCUGCAGAGCUCUGCCGCCACCAGCACGUCCCUCCUGUCUGAGAUUGAGCAGAGCAUGGAGGCCGAGGAGCUGGAGCAGGAGAGAGAGCAGCUGAGACUGCAGCUCUGGGAAGCCUACUGCCAGGUUCGCUAUCUCUGCUCACACCUUCGAGGAAACGACAGCGCUGACUCGGCCGUCUCCACGGACUCCUCAAUGGACGAGUCUUCGGAAACCUCAUCUGCCAAGGAUGUGCCUGCCGGCAGCUUGCGCACGGCCCUCAGUGAGCUCAAGAGGCUAAUCCAGAGCAUCGUGGAUGGCGUGGAGCCCACGGUCACACUGCUGAGUGUGGAGAUGACUGCACUGAAGGAGGAGAGAGACCGACUCAGAGUGACAUCUGAGGACAAGGAACCAAAGGAGCAGCUUCAGAAAGCCAUCAGGGACCGGGAUGAGGCCAUUGCAAAGAAGAACGCUGUGGAGCUGGAACUCACCAAGUGCAAGAUGGACAUGAUGUCUCUGAACAGCCAGCUGCUGGACGCCAUUCAACAGAAACUGAACCUCUCACAGCAGCUUGAGGCUUGGCAGGAUGACAUGCACAGGGUCAUUGACCGGCAGCUGAUGGACACGCACCUGAAGGAACGGAGCCGGCCUGCUGCUGCCCUUUCCAGGGCCCAUGGUGUGGGGCGCGGGGCCGAGCCCAGCACCACUGAAGGCAAACGGCUCUUCUCAUUCUUCAGGAAAAUUUAA
Messenger RNA from Miniopterus natalensis, 1712 nucleotides. RefSeq names its product BICD family like cargo adaptor 1 (gene BICDL1). The record is from RefSeq and is a predicted model, not a curated record. NCBI's taxonomy places the organism in Eukaryota, Metazoa, Chordata, Mammalia, Chiroptera, Miniopteridae. Gene Ontology annotation, biological process: Golgi to secretory granule transport; vesicle transport along microtubule.